Molecule: messenger RNA, 1341 nt
Organism: Clonostachys byssicola
Lineage: Eukaryota; Fungi; Ascomycota; Sordariomycetes; Hypocreales; Bionectriaceae
Source: the annotation of a GenBank genome assembly
AUGGCUCGAACCAUCAUUUAUGGCGCGAGUAUUUUGACACUUGACGCGGAGGACUCGUUUUACUACCCUGGUACGGUCGAGAUCGAAGGCGACUGUAUUGCCAAGAUCUACCAUGGUAAUCCCAGCGAUGAACUGUUGAACGAUCCAUCAAUCAUUGUUAUUGAAGGCACAGACAAACUCGUCAUGCCUGGCUUUGUCGACCUUCAUUUCCACACAUCAGUAGCCAAGGGAUUCGGAGACGAGCUGCCCUUGAAGGAAUAUCUUGAGGAGGUCUGGUAUCCCAGCGUCCGAGCCCUGACACCAGAACGCGCAUACAUCGGCGCGCUGCAUUCCUACUGCACCGCGAUCAAAUCCGGCACCACCACCGUGAACGACAUGUACCGUUUUGUCGGCUCGCUCGCCGAUGCCGCUGCAAAGAUUGGCAUCCGAGCUGUUCUGAGCAACGAAGUCGCCUUACCAGAGUAUAAACUCGACCUCCUCGAAGACAACGAACAAUCGUAUCUACAACACGAUCAAAGAGAGUCGGAUCGAAUUCGCGUCUGGCUGGGCCACGAGUGGAUGUGCACCUCCAACCUUGAACUCAUGGCGGAAGUUGGAAAGAUGAAAAAGAAGCUCGGCACUGGACUGCAUAUCCACUUGUGUGAGUCACAACAGGAGAUUGAGGACACUCGUUCAAAAUAUGGAAGGACGCCGGUUGAGAUUGCAUAUGAAUCUGGAUGUCUGGGACCUGAUACUGUCGCGGCGCAUUGCGUGCACUUGACCGAUAGAGACAUUGAUCUUCUUGCUGAGACUGGCACCUCAGUCUCCUACGACCCAGGCUCCAACGCAAAGCUUGGAAAUGGCAUUGUGCGGCUGCAAGCUCUCCAAGAUAAAGGUGUCAAUGUAGGGAUGGGAGUUGAUGCGUUCGAAUGUGAAAAUAGUCCAGACAUGUUUGAGCUGAUGAAGUUUGGCUCGCUAAUCCAACGAGCCUUACAUCGGGAUGCCUCCUUGGCGAAGCCCUACAAUAUCUUGCGCAUGGCGACAAAGAACGGCGCCAAAGCACUUGGAAUUGAUGCUGGUGUCAUCACUCCUGGGAAAAAGGCCGAUCUCAUCGUCGUAGAUCUUACAAAGAACCAGAUGUUCACGCCUCUUCUGAAGGAUCCUCUGAAGCGCAAGAUGAUGUUGGAGAGCCAUCUUGUCUUCGGAUGCAAUGGCUCCGCUGUCCAGCAUACAAUAAUCGACGGCGUGUUAGUCAUGAAAGACUUUAAAGUGCUGGCUCUUGAUGAGGAGAAAUUGCGUCAAGACAUGGACGCCAUGUUUGAGGAGAUAUCAGAAGACAUGAAGUCGCUUGUCGUUAAAUGA